Molecule: messenger RNA, 738 nt
Organism: Nymphalis io (European peacock)
Lineage: Eukaryota; Metazoa; Arthropoda; Insecta; Lepidoptera; Nymphalidae
Exons: 3
Coding region: 69-548 (159 amino acids)
Source: RefSeq, a predicted model, not a curated record
AUAUAUUUUGUCGAACAUUCACGAUAUUUACUCGCAGUUGCGGUAGUCGUUGACACAACUCCCUCGGCAUGGACGCGGCACAGCUCUCGAAGAAGCUUUACUUCACCAGCGUGUUUCGGCUGCUAGCUCUGCUGUCAGUGUUGCCCGCCGUCAUUUCGGAAAAUCAUCCAUACACAACUAUAGCUGAAAAGAGCAUCGCGGGGUACAAGCCGAGGGAAACUUCAAGCUUCACUAUUCCCAAUUAUCAGUGCAGCGGGUUCAUUGAUGAGUCUUUACUGUGCGGCGUCGGCGGUGUAGCGGGAUCAGUGCGAGUGAUGGUGCGGGAGGGCACGUCAUUCCCAACGGUUCGCAUCAACCGGCAUCUACGCAACGUCACCAUUCUUCGUUCUCAGGACCUGUGGGGAGUCUGCUCAGGGACUGCCGAGGUAGACGUAUACGUGGGCUGCCUGGUGUCACCGUCGCUGAAGCGGCCCCGACGCCGCCGCCGUUUUAUAGCUACUUUACCCGCAGCACCCGCAGCAUCAGCGGAUCGAACUCUAAUUGAUUAGAACCACAAGCGAUUGCAUCUACGUGAUUUAUAUUAUAAAAUUAAGUUGAAUUGUAAAAGCGAUUUCUAUUAUUAUUUUAUUUCUUAAAUAUUAAAUUCGUUAUUAAAAGGGAACGUGGCCAUUGGAAUGUUUAACGACCACACUGUAUGUGAAAAUUAAAGCAAUCAUAAAAUAAAUACAAUUCUCUCAC